UCUCUCGCAGCCAGCAAAGUCGCCAAAAACGCCCAGAGCUUUUUUUUCCCAGCAGGACACACUUUUGCCUUGGCCAGAAGCGAGCCAGACCGGAUCGCUUUCGCUUGGUCCCUUUGGCCUGGGCCUUCCCUCCCUCCCACCACCACCACCGCCGCGCCCAAACCCAAACCAAACCCAGCCCCCUCCCUCCCUCCCAACCUUGUUGGCGGCGCCCACGCUACAGGGGUCUCUAUCACAAUUCCACCGCCGCAUGCCGCAUCACCCACAUUCCCUUCCUCGUCGGCUUGCCCCACACGUGCGAGAGAGAUUUAUUUCGCCUCGGAGACGGGCCCCACGUACCCGCCGGCCACGCCACCCCGCGAAGCAGCCGCCGCGUACAUUCCUCGCCGGCGACCACCGCACCGUCGUCGAGCCCGUCUCCAGGGUCUCAGCGAGAUGAGGGCGUCAUCUUCGCCCGCUACGCCGGCGGCUCGUGCGACCGCAGCGUGGGCCGUCGUACUGCUCGCCGCGCUCUGCUCCGUCUCCCUGGCGUCCGCGUCCGUCGACUCCGUCUCCCUCGCGCCCGCCUCCGUCUCUCUCGCGCCCGCCUCCGUCGACGCAGGAUUCUCGCCGACGCCCGCCGCUCCCGCCCCUACCCCCGGCUCCUCGGCGGCUCCUCCGCGCCCGCCAUAUCGCGCCGUCCUUCCCCGCAAGGUCCUCCGCCCGGCAGGCACGGACGUGGACCUCGGCGGAGUCCGGCCCCACCGCGUGGACGAGGGUUGCACCGGCAAGGAGGACAUCGCCAUCUACCAGGGCCGGGGGACAAAGCUGCCGAGCGGGGUGCCGGCGUACACGGUGGACGUGAUGAACCGGUGCUCGGGCGGCAACGGCGACUGCGCGAUCGCUGGCAUCCAUGUGCGGUGCGGCUGGUUCAGCUCCGUCAGCCUGGUGGACCCGCGCAAGUUCCGGCGGCUCGCGCGCGACGACUGCCUCCUCAACGACGGCCAGCCACUCCUCGCCGGCGAGACCAUCUCGUUCGAGUACUCCAACUCGUUCCCCUACCAGCUUUCCGUCGCCGUCGCCACCUGCGUCGACCCGGCCGCGGCCACCUCCCCGUAGCACUACCCUCUACACACCGUACGGCGCUAGAGGUAGCACGUACGUGCGUGCGUAGCCUAAAUACGUAUAAACUCAGAUAUGUUACGUACUCGUCCUAGCUAGACAGUGGUAGGGCAAUACGGCGAUCGGUAUAGGUGUAAGUAACUGGCUGGCUUCUCUUCCCUAGCUGCUAGGCAAAUUUUGGUACGCGAAAAAGACCAACCGUGACACCUCGACGUGAUCCGGAGCUGUCUUUGUGGGGCAAGGAAGGGGGAAAUUCUACCGUGUUUUUGGCAAGUCAAGUAAAUGCGACAAGUCCUUUUCGUGUGCAUUGUCUACUUUCUCCUUUUGGGUGAGUUUUCCCGGCCCUGUGUGCAAGUGUUCUUUCUCAUGUGGGAUGGACUGCCUUCUUGCCUAGGCACAAGGGCG
Triticum aestivum (bread wheat) is the source of this 1506-nucleotide messenger RNA. Its product is annotated as TPD1 protein homolog 1A. Lineage: Eukaryota; Viridiplantae; Streptophyta; Magnoliopsida; Poales; Poaceae. The record is from RefSeq and is a predicted model, not a curated record. Bases 436 to 1098 code for a protein of 220 amino acids. The transcript has 4 exons. Gene Ontology annotation, biological process: cell fate determination.